AGAGGGAAAAAAAAUAUCACCCCAGCGUCACGGAGCGGUGCAGCAGCAGUGUGUUCCUGGUGAACGGAAAGCAGCACCAGCACCUUUUCUAUCCAGCAUCUUCACCAAGCGACACCGAACUCGAGUGGGAACACACGGCUACACUCAGACUGUCCUCCGCCUCCUCAACAUGUCCGUGGGCAGUGACUUUGGAAACCCUUUAAGAAAAUUCAAACUCGUCUUUCUGGGGGAGCAAAGUGUUGGAAAGACGUCUCUGAUCACACGGUUCAUGUAUGACAGCUUUGACAACACAUAUCAGGCCACAAUUGGAAUUGACUUCCUGUCGAAAACCAUGUACUUGGAAGAUCGAACGCUUUCUCUCUCUGAACCCCAGGUGAGGUUGCAGCUCUGGGACACAGCGGGACAAGAGCGCUUCAGGAGCCUCAUUCCUAGUUAUAUACGGGACUCCACUGUGGCUGUGGUGGUCUACGACAUUACAAAUGUUAAUUCAUUCCAGCAGACGUCAAAAUGGAUCGAGGAUGUGAGAACAGAGAGAGGAAGUGAUGUCAUCAUUAUGCUUGUCGGCAAUAAAACAGAUCUGGCAGAUAAGAGGCAAAUUACAAUUGAAGAAGGUGAACAGAGGGCUAAAGAGCUGAGCGUCAUGUUCAUAGAGACCAGCGCCAAGACAGGUUACAACGUCAAACAGCUGUUUCGACGUGUGGCAGCUGCUCUUCCGGGAAUGGAAAGUAUGCAAGAAACAAGCAAAGAAGGGAUGAUCGACAUCAAGUUGGACAAACAGCAGGAGCCCCCGACUACUGAAGGCGGCUGUUCCUGUUAACUCAGCCCCGUGCUGGAUCAAAACGACAUCAUUUACACCACAUGCUUGUUAUGUUGCUUCCUAUUGGUUAACCUGCAGUUGACUUUUGCACGUUGAGAAUCUGGCCUCCUCACCUGACUAUUGGUCAUCGGUUGGAACCAGCAGUAUGUGAAUUUGGUUCUAAAGUAGUGUAGCCUUCUCUGUUAAGGAAACUGCCAACAAGUCUUACAACUUGCAAAAAAAAAGAGAGAAAAAAAGACAAAGAUGUGAAAAAAAAAGAUUCCCAAGUUACAUAUGUAUGUAAGUAGAAAAGGAAGUUCCCCCAGUUUCUUUUUUGUAUUUUUGUAUAUUCAGGGAAAUCUCUCUGGAACGGUUGUUUUUUUAAAAGAUGCAAACAACCAUGCUCUGUAUUUGAGAGCUUAAACAGAUGGUUUUAGACGUAUUUUUAUGGAUCCCACUCUCGUUAUAGGCAAAAAUGGGGAUUACCUAAACAUACCCAGUUUUAAAGGUCCCAUAUUGUAAAAAGUGAGAUGUCUUUUUCGAUUAUAAAGCAGGUUGAGGUACUAUAUAAAUAAAAGUAUCAAAAGGCUCAACCCACAGAGAAAUGUACACAGCCCAUAAUCAGAACCAGUGCCUUUAAACAAGCUGGCUGAAUCUGUACGGUUGUGAUGUCACAACUAUGUAGAAAGUUUAGCAACAGUACCGUUACAGUCAUUCCUCGGCUGCAGUGGCAGUGCAGAGACUCAGAGGGCACAUUUGGAAGACCCAGGCAACACUGACCAAUCGGAGCAGACUGGGCUUUUUUAGGAGGGGGGCUUAAAGAAACAGGCGCUAAAACAAAGCGUUUAAGACAGAGGGUGAAUACAGGUAUAUUCAGACAGACUGUAUGAGAAAAAUAAUGUGUUUAUUGAACAUUAAAGCAUGUAAACAUGUUCUUGUAGAAACCCAAAAUACAAGUAGAAACCUGAAAAUGAGCAUAAUUUGGGACCUUUAAUCUUAAAGCGAAACCACACCUCUCCUGCCCAUAACCCCUGUGGGAUCCAUGACUUUGCGUUGUGAUCGUUACAAUAACAGAACAGUAACUUCUUGAGUAUCUAAUGCAUGCCUAGUUUUUGAGCAUAGGUACUGUCUACCAGUGUACACACGUUUGAAUAUGUAAAUGGUAACAUUACACCAGUGACUUAAUGCACUCUGAUAAUGACUAGUCUUUUUGUUUAAACUGUUGAACUGGAUUUGUAUACUUGACUUCAGAAUAUCUCUUUGUUUUGUGUGUGUGUGUGUGUGUGUGUGUGUGUGUGUGUGUGUGUGUGUGUGUGUGUGUGUGUGUGUGUGUGUGUGUGUGUGUGUGUGUGUGUGUAUAUAAAUGUGUGUGUGCGUGUGUGUGUGUAAAUGUGUGCUUUCUGUAUAGGCAACAUUAGAAUGCAGUUAUAUAGGGGGCCACUGCCAAGUUGUCAUUCUUGCCACAUUAGGGCACCAUUUAGCUCACCAUUUGUUUGCGAUAUGUCCUAGAUCCCCCCCACUCACAGCCAUAUGACAUCUGCCGCUGCAUUGUGUGAUAUCUUGGUAGUUGUGAUUCUGGCAGUCUGCACUGAUGCUGUAGGUGAGCAGUGGCCUUGUGCCACAGAGGAACAUGAACACAAAGUUCCCCGUGUGGUGAUCUGUAGACUUAAACGCCGGUUCUGUGAUCAAAACAGACCGCUAACAUUGUAAACCAGUUCCAUUCCUGACAGAAGACUAAUUUGCACAUAGACCUUUCAGGUGAAUAUGAAGUUAUGAAAAGCUUCAUUGUAAAUGUACAUUCACUUAGUUGAAGAACUGUCUGAUUGUCAUGUGACGUGUGGUUUUCUUUGCUGCUUGUGUUUAAACGGACUACUGAUGUUGGCAUUAUACAAUGUUUUUAGAGCCAGGUAACAUUACAUACUGGUCAGCCAGUGUUGAGAACACUACUUUGAUUUGACUCGUCUUUGAAGUGAAUUCUUACUGCACUUUUGAAGAACAUGUUUUAGAAUUAGUGAGUGACAUUGUAAGUCUUAGAAACAUGGUUAAAUCUUAUGUAUCUCCUAUCUGGAGAACUGUGUCUUAGAGUAGACUCAAACGUUUAUGAAUUGUUCACACAUGUCCAAAAAAGGGGAGCACUCUUGGAAAGAAAAGAAAAAACUAGUGAACCUUUCUAACCCGUAUAAUAAGCCAAAUAGUAAUAAUAAUAAAAAGAGACAGAGUUGGAUCAAAUAUCACAGGAGAUAUUGACUGGAACACACUCUCUUGUGGGUUUGGGAAUGACAACGACAGGUUGCAUUUCAAGUUCUAAUCCCUCGAACUGAAAGAAGAACCAAUGAUGUAUGUCUGUCUUAUCUCCAAACAGGAAAGUACUGCUCCCAUUACGACUACGCAGCCUUGGAAGGAGAGCACUUCUUGAGAAAUGACUCGAUGGGUAUUUAUAUGUAAAUUACAACAAAUAAUGAAUCAGUUCCUAUAGACCUUUCCUUUGUAUUUAUUUCCCUUCCAUAAUAAAGUAGAGUCCCAUUUUAGCAUUCCCUGGAACUGGACCAAGUAGUGCAACAAAUGUCUUAGCGUGUUGGGGGUCUGCGUGCCGUUUGAGGAUGGAGGCCGUGGCCAUUCCCUGGGGGGUGGGGGGUGUAUGUUCUGUCACAGCUCUGUGCAGCAGACCUGAUCAGUCUAGAGCUGGCUCUCCAUUCACACUGUACAGAGAUCUAGCAUGUCUCUCCAAAUGAUUAAUAAAGAUGUCUUAUUACCAACUCAUGCACA
This is a messenger RNA of Perca fluviatilis (European perch), 3562 nucleotides long. RefSeq names its product RAB6B, member RAS oncogene family a (gene rab6ba). Lineage: Eukaryota; Metazoa; Chordata; Actinopteri; Perciformes; Percidae. Bases 170 to 817 code for a protein of 215 amino acids. The transcript is spliced from 8 exons. Gene Ontology annotation, molecular function: GTP binding; GTPase activity. The record is from RefSeq and is a predicted model, not a curated record.